ACUGGGUCUCCUCUAGCCGUCAAUCUUCCUACGCAAGGUAAGCCUCCGCCGGCUUCAUGGAGCCGCCUGGUCCGGUGAAGACCUCCUCUCCGUCACAAGUCAUCCCUCCCUCGUCUCAUGUUAUCAUGUCUCAGUCCGCGUCGCCCUCCCAUAAGGAUUCGUGGGUCUCGAUGGUUCAGGGAAAUGCGAAGUCGAUUGAAAAUUUCCAGCCUGAUUUUGAAGUGGUUAAUGGUGUUGCGAAGGUGAAAAUACCAGAGGAAGUGAUGGGGGAUUCAAAUCCCUUAUGGAAGUGUUUCGUGGUAGGUUACUUCAUGGGAGAGGCUCCGUAUGUUGGAUCAAUUCAUGCUACUGUGAAUCGGAUCUGGACAGUUCUAGAGAAAUCUACAAAGAUUGAUGUUCAGUUUAUCAAUAAGACAACAGUCCUGAUUCGUAUUGAAAGUGACAGGAUUCAUGAACAUGUUUUGAAGCGUAAGUAUUGGCAUAUCGCAAACGUCCCAUUGGUGAUUCGAGAAUGGAACCCGGCAACAGCGCAUGCUCCUCCGGACCUCUCUGCUAUGCCAUUGUGGGUUGACCUGAAGGAUGUUCCCGCCCACCUUUACUCUCAUGAAGAGAGAUGUAUUCGACUUGACAUGGCUAGGAUCUUAGUGGAAGUAAACCUGCAAAAGCCGUUGGUGGAACUGAUAUGUUUUCCGGAUACAAAUGGUGAAGAUGUUCGGGUCUCAGUUAGCUACCUCUGGUUACCGCCUCGAUGUAAUAUAUGCUCUAAAUGGGGACAUCUGGGUAAAGAUUGUACAAGGAAGGUGUCCAUACUAUCCGAUCAGAAUCUCAGCAAGAAAAGUGAAGGAAAUUCGAGAACAGAUAACAAAAGUGGGAAAGUCAUCUCAGUUCAGGAGCUUGCCCAGGAGCUACUAAAGGAUCUGGAAAAUUCAGCGCCCCUUGGAGCCCAAAUCUCCCCUGCGAAUGCACCGGAAAAGACUGUUACAGAAACAGAGCAAACAGUCCAGCAGUCUACUGAGACACAGUGGACGGAAGUCACCCGCAAGGGUCACUCCUCUCCUCUACGCCAAGACAACAAACCUCAAAAAUUGAAUGGUACUGUAUCCCCGAAUGGGUUUGGAAUUUUGCAGAACUUAGAUGAAGAUGGAGGGGUAGCAGAGAGUAUCCCUGAUCCAAAGCUUGCGGAAGGCUCCCAAGCUGAAACUUGUGAAGAAGGUGAGAUAAAAGAAUCGGAGGGUGAAGAAGAGGACAUGACAGCUGAUCCAGAAACUAUGAAGACUAUCACAGUUAAGCACAAGGAGGGAAACACUAAACAUCGCAGCCGUUCUAGAGGCCCUCCUCGACCCAUUGUGAAUCGGAAAGAAGGUGGAAAAGCAAAACAUACUUCCUCAUGGAAGUGAUGACGUCUUUUUUUGCAUGG
This is a messenger RNA of Arabidopsis arenosa, 1417 nucleotides long. NCBI's taxonomy places the organism in Eukaryota, Viridiplantae, Streptophyta, Magnoliopsida, Brassicales, Brassicaceae. The record is from the annotation of a GenBank genome assembly.